This is a messenger RNA of Mugil cephalus (flathead mullet), 4347 nucleotides long. RefSeq names its product kelch repeat and BTB domain-containing protein 11. Gene Ontology annotation, molecular function: protein binding. NCBI's taxonomy places the organism in Eukaryota, Metazoa, Chordata, Actinopteri, Mugiliformes, Mugilidae. The record is from RefSeq and is a predicted model, not a curated record. The coding region runs from base 789 to 2669 and encodes 626 amino acids. The transcript is spliced from 2 exons.
GGAUUACCCGUAUAUUGAGCCCCCUAACCCCACCCCAACCCUCAUUCUAAGGUGGUACCCAGGGCUGGGAUGGUGCGUAAAGGAAUGCCGCAUCUGUGGGGUGCGUUCAGUGCGCCCACGGCAGAUGGAGCGCUGCGCUGUUGAUCGUAGGGUUAAUUCCGACUGGAGAGGGCGUGGUUUAGAUCAAUAAUAACCGCCACAGUCACUCCCAAGUUGGUCCCUACCAGUAGCAGCCUCUCUUGUCAACUGUUAAAAAAUAUAUAGAGACACAACAAAAAUCAGCGUCCUAACAGGAGGUGGAGACAAGUCCUAUUUCCCGGAGAGGAAAUAAAAAAAGCGCUGGAUGUGCGCAGCAGCUCUCCUCCUCCUCCUCCUUCUCCCACCUCCACCGGAGGAAAUCACUCUGCUGAUCUGAAGGAGGUGCGACCUGAAAUUACCGUUUGGUCGCGUCUCCGCCACGGCGCAGCACCACGGCGGAUUUCAGAGCGGGACUGGGAAGAAAAGACGCUUCAGAGUAUUGUUAGACGAACAGCGGACGGAUGGGAUAAACCGCGAGGAUCGUCGGUUGAAGUGAACUCAUCCAAGGGGCGCACAGGCUGACUGGUUCAUCGGGACUGCCACUGCCUUACGUAACUGAGCUUUGUGGAGGAACGGGCAGGGGAAACCUCUGGUGCCGAGGUGUUUAGUCACAGCGAGGAGACGCAGGUGAAGAGAGGAGCACAGUCACAGGUUCGUGCGUCCGCUCGCCAUGAUCAGUGAGGACGCCCACCGCCUGUGAGCGCGCUGAGAUGAACGAGAACCACAGGCAAGGAGGAGGGGCUGUCACCGUGGAGGCUGAUCCCUUCCUCCAAGCAGCGAACCCUGACUUUAUCACCCGCACUGACAAAAACCGGAAUCUAUGUCCAGGCUUCGUCCAGGGGUUCUUGCAGGAUGAGCAGGAUUUCAGCCCUCCACCAGUGUUUGAGAAGGAGUACCUGCUGGACGGAAGGCUGAUGGAGAACAACCACAUCGAUCAUCAGAAAGAUAGCAACUCGUACAUCUCGCGAAGAGAUCAGUUUCACCUUUCGGAUCAUAAGGGAAGUCUGGAUUCUCCUCCUCACGGCCGCUCUGCUGUGUCCAACCAUACUGCCGGCAUGCAACAAAAUUGCACAAGCGGGGAGAUCCACAAUGGCGCCAGAGCCAAAGUGUCUUACAGUGCAGAUUCUUCCAUAUGCUCCCCAAACCUCGAGAGCAGGGACGGCCGCCAGGAAGCUGAAAACGCACAGCCUAAAAAAGAGACUGAUCUAGUCAUAGAAGUAGGCGGGCAGACGAUCAACGCUCACAAGUCUGUCCUGGCAGAAAAGAGCGACUACUUCAAGGCACGGCAGUCGCGCAACAUCCUGAAAGUGAAGGGCGUCAAUUACAAGACUUUGUCCACGCUCAUAGACUACAUUUACACUUCUCAGAUCAAUGUCACCAAGGACAACGUUGUAGAUGUCAUCACGGGGGCUAAAAUCCUCCAGAUCCCCUGUGCCGUGCAGGCGGCCAUGGACUCCAUGUCCGAACAAAUCACGGCCGAGAACUGCUACGAGAUCCUGACCAUCGCCAAAAAGCAGCGGCUGAGCGAGCUGAAGGAGACGGCGUAUGGAUUCCUGAGCGACAACUUCCUCCAGAUCCUCAAAGACCCCGCCGUCUAUGGGCGCCUGACCGGGUCUGAGAGGGAUCUGAUCCUUAAGAAGAGAAUGGAGGGGACGAAGACGCUGAUGGUCGCGGAGAUAAAUGAUGUGUUCGACCGGGUUGGGAGCCGGCCUCCGAGCCGCUGUGGCAGCCGGCCCCAGAGCCCCUUGUCGGUGGGGUCUUUGGAGGACAACCACAUGAUAUACCUCUUUAAUGAAACAGCAAACGACUGGAGACCUUUGACUGCGAUGCCUGAGGACAUAAACACUAAAGGGUGCGGGAUAUGCACCAUGUAUAACUACCUGUUUGUGGCAGGGGGUAUAAGGGGCUACGGGGACAAGGGUAAGGUUUCAGACAAGGUCUUCUGUUACAACCCUGUCACCAACCGCUGGUCCGAGGUCAGACCUAUGAACCAGGCACGAGCCCAGCUGAAGCUUGUAUCUAUGGACAGCUACCUUUACGCCAUUGGAGGGGAGUGUUUGUUUACGGUGGAAAAAUACGACCCUCGAAUGGACCGCUGGACUACGGUGGCCCCCUUGCCCAAAGGAGCCUUCGCGGUGGCCCACGAAGCCACCACCUGCGGCGGAGAACUUUACGUUUCGGGGGGCUCUCUGUUCUACCGCCUCCUCAAGUACGACCCCAAGAGGGACGAGUGGCAGGAGUGCCCCUACAACAACAGCAGGAAGAAGUCCACCGACAUGGUGGCGCUUAAAAGCUUCAUCUACCGCUUCGAUGUCAACCGCGAGCAGGGCAUCAACGUCUUCAAGUACAACACCAUAGUGAAAAUGUGGCAUGACUGCGCGUCUCAGAAGCUCGGCAGCCACUUACCCUUCAGGUGCGCCGUCAUCGGGAACUGCAUCUACUGCGUGAACAAAAGCCAGACUCUGCAGUUCAUGGUGGAGGAGGAGAACGCCUACUUUGUCGAGGAGACGCUGAGGGCGCCGCUGGAGGCCAAAGGCGUUCUUUUUCCUUUUGUUCUCACUUUGCCCGAGAAGCCUGACAGAGUUACAUAAUGUGCUACCCAAUUAACGUGUCAAUAAGCAGAAGACGCACUCUUCAGUGUCAGCUUUGUGUCUCAGUGUUCCUUUGCCUGCUUCCAAGAAUGUGUGUAUUUGCAUGGAAAUGUAAUGCAUCUGCAGGGUUAAGCCUUAAAAGGAAAACUUUUUCUUUUGUUUUUUUUUUUAAAUGUUGAACGAAUGCUAUGAUAUUUGUAGAUAAUGACACGAUGAAAGUGAUUAUUCUGUGUUUUGUUUGGUGCACUUUUGUAGUUAGAUAUUAUUCAGAACAUAUUAACUAGCUGACUGGUGACUGGUAACGAAAAUGUGUUGAGUUGAAAACUGUAUUCAAAAGGUGGAAUCAGUCACAUUGCGCUCUGUGAACGACGUGCGAGCACAGGUUCUAUGCAAAUGAGGUAGAUCUGCUGUGAUGCUGUGGUGUUUGUGACUGGAACUGGUAGGAUCUCAAACCAUGGUCUGCACUUCCUCCGAUUAACCCUGGGACCACGCAAAUAUUCCUCCGAGGACUUAAUUAAUUUUACUGGAACGGCUUCAACAAAGAAAGGAGCUAAUGGUUUGUAAAACCAUUGAACCGACUCAGGCAGAAGGAGGGUGGGGUUCCUGUGCUUGCCCCGGCCACUAGGAGAUGAUGUGGAGGAGGAAAUGAAUUUCCGAUCAGUCACAAUAAUUGAGCUCGGCCUCACUGUGAUGUGUGGUUUCAUUUCUGGGGCGGUAACAGCCGUAGGGUUGGGGUAGCUGCGACGCAGAAGCAUAAAUCCGGCUUUACAAAGCAGCUACGGAGCUCAGGGGACAUCAGGGUACAUUUCAAAUGAGAAACUGGAUGAAUUAUGGUAAAAGCACAGAAAUGACACAUGUGUUUUUUAAAUUCUGAAUAUGCGGUUUUGCUAUAUUCAUGGUUGUAACAGUUCCUCCAUUUAGCUCAUUUGCCAAAGAUCGAACACUCUUCUUCAAACAUCUUCAUCUUAAUUUUGUUUCACUUUCGACCUACUAACGCCACCACACUAAAACUUAAAGCAAUAGACAGUUUCAUAAGGGAGGACCAUUAUGUUUGCUGCUCCCAGACAACUUCUGGAUAGGAGUGCUGGUUAUUCUUAAUAAAAAAAAGAUGCUUCCCUCAUCUUUCUUUCCUGCUACCAGGUUACUUUAGUGGUUAGGGUUUUAUCAGGUCAAAGGUCAAAUGAGUCCAUUGCCCUCGCUGGUUCCACAAACAGAGACUUCCUGGUCUUAUGACACUAUUAAGCCAUGUUCCUCUUGCAUCAGUGCACAUUAAUACUAAAAAAAAAUUAUGCUCUGACUUUCCUCCUUUUAGACAUUUGACGGUAUUCGUUUGCUGCUGCAGUGACACAGUGGGGCUUUUGUACGGACGCUAACGCUGAUAUAUUCCCAGAACAAACUGCUUUUGAUAACGUUUGUAGAAGUGUCUCCAAGCAGUCGAUGUGACGCAGACAACAUGGAUGUGGUUUUGAUAUCUCGCUGGCAGGCAUCUGUAUUUUUGUGAAUUUUUGUAUGGAUUUUAACUGACGGGUCUGCUGCUGUGAUGGACGGUAAAGUGACGCAACGCGAGGCAAUGGCUUCCUGUCAGUGGCGCCUGGAGUGAGCUAGCAAUUAAGCUGUUGGAUAAUGUAUUUCAGUCAAAACUAAGUGCUUCAAAUAAAAUAUUUUGUGUCUGAAAUGA